AUGGACAGUGUAUCUUCUAGUGAUUUCAUCAAAAAAGAAACUCUCUAUAAAACAAACUCAGUAGAAGUGUUUAAAGCAGUUUUAAAAAAUACAGGCCAAGAAAUUGCUGUAAAGAAGCUAAAAUUUCUAUCACUUGAGGAAUUAAAUGCUACUUAUAAAGAAGCCUGAACAAUGGAAGUACUUAAGCAUCCCAAUUUUGUAAAAUUAUAUGGUAUCCUUAGAGAAGAGUCAGAGGAUCGUGAGAGAUUUAUCCUUUUAGCUAUGGAAUACUUUCCCCAAGGAGAUUUAGCGAAAGAAAUAAAAAGAAGGAUAGCUGCUGGUAAUGAAUAUUGGACUGAAGAAGAUCUAUGAAAUUUGUUUAAAUCGCUCAUCCAAGCUUAUUCGUAUUUACAAAAACAAAGAAUAGCUCAUAGAGAUAUAAAACCCCAAAAUAUUUUUGUAGGAAAUGAUGGAACUUUAAAAGUGGCUGACUUAGGAUGUGCUUUACAAAGAGAAGAACAGGAAAGGACAAUGGCAUCGGAGCAUACAAUUGCAGGGACUCCACUUUAUUUAAGCCCUAAAUUAAGAGAAUCAUAUAUGGGUUUUCAUUAUGGAAUGAAUGCUAAUAGUUCCAAACAUGAUCCCUUUAAAUCUGAUGUGUAUUCACUGGGAUUGACGUUUCUUUAUAUGGCAAGCUUGAUAGAUGUAACUGAUCUGACAGAUUUAAAAAUUCUUAAAUACAAAACAGCACAAAGAAUUAAUGAGCUAAGAUAUUCUCAAAGGCUAAAAGACUUUUUAAGCUAUAUGCUUGAAUAUGAUGAAGCAAAGCGGCCUAGUUUUAUAAAACUUGAAGAAGUUUUUUCAAGUUCUGUUGAAGGAAAUAUGCAAGUUCAGCCAAAAUAUAAGAUCAGAAAAAUAAAAGCUAAGCAGAUAACAGAUUGUCGUGUGCUUUUAAAUUUCUAUUCGAUUAAAGCAUUUUGUAAAGUUUCAUAUAUAAACACCUACUUAUUAAGCAUUUUACAGGCUAUCAAUAAUGCUGAACCCAGUUCUUUUGUAUGAUUUCUUAUGACAUGUGCGAAAUCUUUGAACUUUUACAUUAAAAUUGGAACUCUAUCCUAUAUCUGCUGUGCCUGUAAAUCUGGAAAUAUUGAUUAUCUUUUUAUAUGUAACUAUUGUGGAAUUCAAUAUUUUAUUCAUAAAGCUUGCAUAGAUUUACAAUUUACUUGCUUGCGUUGUGCCACUUCCAAUGUUUUCAAAAAUGAAGAGAUUAGUUGCCAGCAACAAGAUCAAGUAGCAGAAAUAAAAGAAAAUAGCGAAUUUGAAGCUAAAAAUGAUUUACCAUUUGGUUUUUGCUAUCAAUGCAAAAAACAAAAAACAGUAUUUAUUUAUUCUCCAUGUAACCACCAAUUUUGCCAAAAAUGCUUAGAAAAUCAUAAAAAAUUGCGCGAAAAUAUCUGCUUUGGUUGCCCAAUAUCUACAGGCGGGGCAUAUGAAAAAUUAAUUUGCUGUUUCCCAAGCUUAAGAUUUAUAACUUAA
This is a messenger RNA of Blepharisma stoltei, 1515 nucleotides long. Lineage: Eukaryota; Ciliophora; Heterotrichea; Heterotrichida; Blepharismidae. The record is from the annotation of a GenBank genome assembly.